UCAAAAAAGAUGUUUUCUUACUGUCUGGCUCUUGCCGCUGUAAUUUUUGUUUGCCACGGCGCAACAUCCAUCACCGAAUGUCCAAGAGGUAAUUUGCCUGUUGAAGUACAAAUUGACAACUGCACAGAACCACCAUGUUACGUCAAUUGCAAUGGGGACAUACAUAUGACAAUGAAGUUUACAACUCCUUUGUAUUUGGAAACGGUAACACCUUACGUGUACGUGUUUAAUUCGGUAAUGGACGUUAAUUUCACAUUAACAACAAACGAGACGAAUGGAUGCAACGGAGUUUUGAACACGUUUUGUCCACUGAUGCCUCAAGAGUACAUCGAGUACAAAUACACGGCUCAUCUUCUGUCUUUUCCAUUGAUACCUCUCACGUUAUCCUUUAAUAUUUUAUCCGGGGAAGAAGUUGCAGUUUGCUUUAAUGCCAAUAUCGUACCUGUCGUGAUGUUUGGGUAACUGUGGUUACUAAUGGUUUAUUACUUAAUUAGGUUUUGUAUUUAUGUUAUUUAUAUUGUUAAUUUAUGUAUUAUUUUGUAUGAUUUUUUUAAUAAAAAUGGGAAUCUCAAU
This is a messenger RNA of Aethina tumida (small hive beetle), 573 nucleotides long. RefSeq lists its product as uncharacterized. The transcript is spliced from 4 exons. The record is from RefSeq and is a predicted model, not a curated record. The coding region runs from base 10 to 462 and encodes 150 amino acids. NCBI's taxonomy places the organism in Eukaryota, Metazoa, Arthropoda, Insecta, Coleoptera, Nitidulidae.